This is a messenger RNA of Porites lobata, 8231 nucleotides long. The record is from the annotation of a GenBank genome assembly. NCBI's taxonomy places the organism in Eukaryota, Metazoa, Cnidaria, Anthozoa, Scleractinia, Poritidae.
AUGGCGGAAUCAACAGACGAAGUGAAGGGACAGUUUCUGUUUUGUCCUGUCUGUCGUUUAAAUCACGAUCAAGGAAGGAAACACAUAUAUACGAGGAAGCAUAAGACAUUACUUGGCAAGAUCCUUUUGAAAUUUGGAAAGAAGGUGAGUAGUUUACAGAGAAAAGAUGUUUGCAUCCACAACUGCGAGGAGAAACUAACAACAUUUUUAAGAUAUUACGAAACUUAUUUACGCCGACAGAUCAAAAUAUCCUGCUUAUCCUGGAGUUUGUACAUUUCUUCUUUCCUCCAGUUGACACAACAGAAUCGCCAUGCGAGAGCUUGAGAUACAGGAAUAUGCAUUUCUAUCAGCGGGGGGUCGACACCAGGGAAUCCCCGAACAUUUGCACAACGACGUUUAUAUUUUCUUUUUCGAUCCUACGUGCUCUCCAAAUCCUGGGGGUCUUUCCCUGGAGGUUCUACCACAAAAGGGCAAAGGCUAUCCAAUCCCCUGUCCCUGAUUAAAAAUUUGCAGCAACCCAGGUGGAUCUUAACAAGAUUCUUAUUAAGAUUCUUACCAAAAUCUUAACAAGUUUCUUAAUUAAGAUUCUUGUAAGAUCUUGUAAGAAUCUUUAAAGAUCUUUUAAGAAUCUUACAAAAACUUAUAAGAAUCUUAAUUAAGAUCUUACAAGAAUCUUACCAAAAUCUUGCAAGAUCUUGAUUAAUAAACUUGUCCCUUGUCCCAUCUGUUCAUUGAGGGAAUCAAAAUUGGAAUUCACACUGUUCUCUUCUCUUCUCAAGGAAAGCCCGAAAAUUGUGAUUUGCGAGAUAAUGUUAACAGUUAGUUUAGGGUAAGCCUAGGUCAAAUCAUUUCGGAUACAAAAAAGGUUAUUGUACACAGCAGCUUAUUUUCAGCCUGAGUACUCCGCCUUAUUAGGAGAUCAGCGUAUACUAAGAUCUUUGUUAUUUUUGAAAAAAGUAAGAUUUAUUACUGAGUGAAUUAACCUUAAUUUACAACUAAUAAUAUAACUUUUCAUUUAGAAUUAAAGAUGUUAUAAACUGUACUUUUUGCAGCUCAAAUUCUCAUUAUGAUUCUAUAAGAUGUUACCAUGAUUAAUUAAUUUUACAACGAAAUCUUAAUAAGAAGGCCAGUCUGAGAUAGGUGAAAACUUUUGGCACCUCAUAAUUUAUUAAUAAGUUCUUGUUAAGAUCUUAUUAAGUUUUCUUUAAGGUCUUAGAGCUUCUUACUGGGAAAUUUUUACCAAGAUUCUUACAGUCACUUAAUAAGAGCUUAUUAAGAUCGUAUUAAGAUCUUGUAAGUUUUCUUCAAGAUCUUAGAGCUUCUUACUAGAAAAUUUUUACUAAGAUUCCUACAGUCACUUAAUAAGAUCUUACUAAGAUUGUAUUAAAAUCUUGUAAGAUUUUAUGGAUGGCAAAGACAUUUAAGAUGUUGACAAGAUCUUAUUAAGGGAGAUCUUUUAAGAUAUGAUUUCUUAAUAAGAUCUUACAAGAACUUAACAAGAUCUUAAUCUUAAUAAGCAUCUUAGAAGAUUCUUACAAGAUCUUACAAGACCUUACAAGAUCUUAAUAAGAUUUCCACCUGGGAAAUGUCAGCUAUUCUUCUGCCAUGCCCACGUAUCUCCAUGCAUGAUAGGUCAUCUUCAGCUUGAAAAUUACCUUUAAACCAAUUGAGCAUGACUUACAAUAAUUACUGUAAAUAAAAUAUAAUUUCCACAUCUCAGGUUGAUGAAGCAAGGAAGUUUUUAAAGAAACCCUCUGUUGAAGAUGGUGAACUUGAACCUGGAUCAAGAUUCUGGUGUCAUUUUUGUGGCGAGAACGUAGAUAAACAUGUGACAGAUCGACAAGUAUCAAUUAAGUAUGGUGGAGUUUUUGAGCAUUUUGCGAGGUAAAAAAGAUAUCUAAAUCUUUAAUGGCACUUGGGUUUUUAAAUUAAAAUGAAGGGUUGUCAGAGAAAAUUGAACACUUUACUGUUAUAACUUACAAAUUUUCCUUUUUAAUUACAUUUUUAUUUUUUAAGUGAGGGCCACAGAAAAAAUGUCCACAAGUACUGGUGGGAAAAUGGAGCUGAUAAAAACCUUAAAGACAAGUUCCUUGUUGACAGAGAUACAUUUAACAGGUUUGUGGUCUGUUUCCAGGAGCAUGGUAUCCAUACUCGCUCAUACGCCUGUCCUUACAGCUGAAAUCUGGAAAAUAUAACAUGUAAUAUAUUGGUUAUUAAUCUUUCGCAUUUUACUGUAUUGGUGUGUUUACCCAUCUGAAGGGUAUUCAUGUUGCCCUUUACUCAUAACGUCCUUGAUGUCAUCACUGUUUUGUCUUUUUUUCCAUAAACAUUGCACCUUACUGAUAUCACUUAAGGUGUACAUUAAUUAACUAUUGCAUUUUCCUUCGUAUUUAUUUACUGAAAACGUCUUGUGAAAAUGCGGAAAUAGCAUUUCUGAGCCCCUAAAUUUGAAGAAUUUUCUGGGGGAGCAUGCCCCGAGAUCCCUCUAGUUUACAGUACCUUCCAAGGUCUAACCUUUCUUUCCGUGCAUACACCUUCAAAAACCUCACGCCAUGCCCCUGUAUUCUAAGAACAAAUUCUGUUCUUAUUGUGAUGAAGGUCUCAUUGAAUUUGUACUAAAAUUUGUUUCAGCUACAAAGAAGGUGUUGACAAGAAACUACAGGAGUUUGAAGCUGAGAUGGAACAGAAAAGACAAAAGGUAGAAAACCCCUUCCUUAAAUGUAUAUGGCUAGUUUGUCAGAAAGAAGAAGAGAAAGUGGUUUUGUUGACUUCUCUUCAUGUACAUGUACUCAUAAAAAAUAAAGAGAGAAUGACAUACAAAAUCAUUAGCCAGUGCUGUUUGGUUUUUCAGUUUUAUCAGUUAUCGUAAUAUUAUUGUUAAUAGGCAGUUUCCCAGAUUAAACAGAAAGAAGUUACCCAAGCCUUUAUGAGCCAGCAGGUCGGUGUUGUUCAAGCACUUCAAGCAGGGUAACAGUAUCCUGAAAUAGAUAUUUGAGACAUUAAUAAAUACAUGUAUUUAACUGAGAAACUUUAGGAGUCAAAAAGAAGUUUAUUCUUAGAAAUCAGCUUGCAAAGUCUUUGCAUACCAUUCAUAUCAUCCAAAUUCUAAUGUCACUUGUUGGUCACUGGUUACCAUUGCAACAGGAUGGCCUCUGAUUUCACCCUUACCUUUAAAACGGUUGUUUGCAUUAAAACAAAUAAAGCAAGAAAGUCAGGAGCUCCAUUCUAGCACAGGGCACAGAGGAGUGUUUUGUGAUGGCAAAUGAAGUGAAAAUUUUACUGCCAAACGAACAAGUCGCCUCUGUUUAAUGUAGAAUCUAUUAAGAAUUUGACCUUCCAAAUAGUCAUACAAUUGUGAUAAUAUUUUACCAGGUUAGUAACACGAUCACAUGACUGUUUGAAAGGUCAAGUUCAUAACAGAUUCUACAGUAAACAGAAGUGACUCAUUCAUUUGGCUGUAAAAUUUUUUGCUUCAUUUGCCCGCACAAAUACAGUCGACUCUCUCUUAACGGACACCUCUAUAAGACGGACACCUCUGUAAAAUGGACACUUAGAGUUGGUCCCUGCCUUUCUUUACGCCCUUUAUUUGACUCUCUAUAAGACGGACACCUCUCUAAGACGGACACUAAGUGCCGGUCCCAAAGGUGUCCGUCUUAGAGAGAGUUGACUGUAACUCCCCCACACCCUGUGAUUCUAGGUCUCAGCAUCUGUAGUUACCCUGAAAAAGUUUGCUAUACAAUAGCUCUCUUUUCACCCAGGGGAUUUACAUACAUCAUUGACCACAAAGUUGUUACAUAAACUUGUUAUUACCGGUAGCUAACUAUUCUGGUGCAUUAUAGCUAUGUAUUAGUGAGAGGUGAAGAGACCACGGCUCCAUUUUUUUAUGUUAAAAUACAAAAGAAGAAAAUAAGGAAUGAUGCCAAUAUCUAGUCCCAAAAAUCUUACGGGUAUCCCAAAAUUAUUGGUUAAGUUUAUUAAUGUAGUUAGACAGUGUUGGUUUUUGUUAUUACAUCCUGAACAUUUGAUACUGCAGCCACCCCAGAUACAAGUAACACCAGAAAUUGUUUACAAGACAGUUCAGAAUGAACAAGGAGUUCUGCAAAAUCCAACAGGAUGGUUUGUAUUGUCAAGCAAGGGAGGAUAUCUAGAGAGUUUUUUUUUGUCAUUAUGUUUUCGUUUUUUUAAGUUGAUUUUUCUUGCGCCCAUUUAUUUCCUAGCACCUGCUACGCAGGCCAUGUUGCGGCUAAGCAGGUUACCUAACCUACCUGAAGUCACCCAUUCUUACCCUCAUCCUCUCUUCUCCCUCUCCAUAAAAAAAACACACACAAACACCGCAAUGAAGCCAACAGACCCCCUAAUGUGAGUGAACAUAAUCUGAAAACCAUACUGAGUAUUGUAUUGAGCUACGUUAAAAAAAAAUCCCAAAAUUUCACAUGCAAAAUGUGCUAUCAGUAUGUCAUGUGCAAGUACAGCAAAAGAGGUUUCAUUCAAAUGAAAUGAUCAAUGAGUUUGUCUCAGGUGGACCAAAACUAGACCUGUUCUUUGUUUAUUGUUAUAACAUUUUUGUUUUCUGAUCGUGAGGGUCUCAUUACAUGUGCCUCAUUCUAAAUCAAGAGAGGAAAUGUAUGAGGGUUGCUAAAACUCAAGGCUGAUUUUCAGAGGUGUUGGGGGCCACUCCCUCAAGCCUCCUGCAAGGAGAAAGUCUGAGGGAGUAAUCUUGGACCAUGCAAGAAUCAUAUUACAAAAAUAUGGUCUGAUCUCAGGUUACCCCUCUUCUAUACAUUCACAUACAGCUGCAGUUAUCAGGGAAUUUGACCCAACAGCAUGAGUCCUGUUUUUGUCUUAAUACAAUCGUAAUACUUGACGAGUCUUUCUUUUGUGUUGACAGUCAUGAAGGGCGGAGAGUAUGGGGUGGUGGAAUUGUAAAAUACAGGUAAUUGGUUUUUGGACAGUUUCUUUACUGCUACUAAGAAGAGAAAGGGAAAUCCAUGGGUACUCAACCAAUCUCUGUUUAAUGAAAUCAUAUAAUCUAAUAUUUCUGCUUUAGAUCGGGGUCUAAUCAGUGGUUUCCUUGGUUAAUGGAUUCAGUCGACAGUGCCACUAUGGUUGGUAAGUGCUAUUUAUUUGGUGUGAGUAGAGCUUUAGGUAAGAACUGAAAGCAGGGCUGCAAAUAUUAAAAACAGUUUUUUCUGUCACAUUGUCCUACUAAAAUAUAUCCUGAUAAAUUUUAAAGAGCUCUUGAAACAUAGCCAAAGAAAAUUCAGUAUUGUAGUUGACGGUUUUGAUGGCUCCUGUUCUCUUUUUGUAAGAGUAAGAUAUAACCAAUGUCUGACAAAAUCUUCAAACGCUUAGUCACGACGUCCGAACAGAUCAGGUACCAAAGACUAUCACUUUGAAGCGGAAGAUUUCGGUAGCAAUCAAAUAACUUUUAGAAAGACAAUACCAUUAGUGUAUAUUCUUUGCCCGAAAUCUUUUCUGAUUUGUCCACAAAAAUGUUAACCCGGUUGGACACGUGAUUGUGACACAUGCAGUUAGAAUCUACUUAUUUCAGUUCCAAUGGUAACAUCUUCAAUUUUAUCUGCUUUCUACAGGUUCUGUUACCGCAGAUAGCAUUAGCGCUCCAAAAUUUCAAACUGCAGAAGCUUAUGGUGAAAAUCUAACUUGCAUUGGUAUUCCGGUUAGUAUUCUUUGGUGAUUAUGACGUUUUCUUGGGUUAGGUUAACCUAGUCGUGGUUUUUUGGUUUUUGUAAAGAAAAUUAAUGAAUCUUAUUAAAAUACGUUUUCUUUCAGGAGCUAAAAAAAGGCGAAGGAAAUGUCCACACAGGUUCGUACUUAACAAGACUGAUAUUCUCAAACGAUUAAAACUGUGCAAACAAUAGUCGCAUUAAUAUGCACCGUGGGAAAGGCAAUUUUUCGAUACAUUUUCAGCAUAUUUAUUGUGUUCUUUUAUGUACUGAGAUUAAGAAGACUAAAAGCGAUUGCGCUCAAGUUUGUAUCCCGUGUAGUCGCCACGUGUAGUUUUUCCUUUUACCACAAAAUUUCGUAGCCACUCAGCUCAUUGGUUUGUAUGGUCACUUCCUUUAAACUAUUGUUCAAGUUUCCACCGUAUAAUACACGCUAAAUUUAUCUUGGGAACGCGAGGCUACACACGCAGUUAAAUUCUUACCUCGCCGGAGAAAGGCUCAAUGUAACCGCAACUUAUGUCUUGCCUUUAACAGAAACCGAGACGACGCAUCUUGGCGAAAGGUGCAAAGGGCAUGUAAAGCGCGGGAAGUGAGGCGAGGAGGAAGAAGACGCGCUUAGAGUACGAAAAAAGUAUUUGGGCGGUUUAUUACUUUUUUCUUUGAUGCAAUAAAGGUUCAGUUAGUUUUUGAUGGGUUUUUGCAGGUGCUACACCGCCCUGGCUGAGAGAAGAUGAUGAUGAUGAGGAAGGUGCCUCAGCUGAUAACCAUGUCAUUGGUCCAUCAUUUGAUGCCUUUAAAAAGCAUGGUAAGUUCACUCGUUAUCCGUGGUCACUUUGCUCCCCGGUCGAAAGUCAGGUCCUAUGGCCAGUGUGUCAUUUAAUCCUUAGUUCGCCACUUAAAAGCGAGAACGAGACUGAGCCGAGUAAACUUCGGAAAGACUUCUGGGACUGUUAUUGGGGACAGGGUCAAACCAGCCAAUAGCUAACCGGCACGUCACCAGUAACUAUCCCAGAAACAAUUGCGGGACACAUUUCGGCUCCAGUCACCUUCGCGUUUCUAAAGUGGCGAAUGGUGACUAACGAGUAGUUUUCCCUCUAUAAUAUGACUGUUCAGUCUUGAGAGUUACGAAAGUGAUCGUAACACUAAACAUUGAUUGAUAAGCAGCUUCUCAGUAGUACCAUGAGGAAUUCAUGGAUAACAGUUUCUUGUAUAUAAGGGAAUUUACGUUAUUUAGGGUUAAACGUAUAAAAGAUCUUUAGCAAAAUCCAACUAGUGGUCUAUUAUCAAUGCUGCGUUCUGAUUGGUUGAGCUACUACUAGGCUAUAUGUUAUAGCCCACUAGUAGCGAAAGGCGCCGGCUUUUUGGCGGCAAAAAAGGAUUAAAGGCUAGCUUUAAGUAGCUAAUUUUUUUUAUUCUCGAUAUUUUUGAUCAACUAGUUGGAUUUUACUAAAACAAUUUAUUCCUCUCGCCCAUUCGGGCUCGAGGAAUAAUUGUUAAAUAGUAUUGCUGUAAUUGCGUUUUUCUUUCAGCUGAACGCAUGAAAAAGAUCAACCACAAAAAUCCUCACCGAGUUGGCGCGAAUUUUGACAGGAAAAAAGAAACAAGUGAAGAUUGGUAAGUUCUUGUUGAAACUCAAAUAUCUGACUAUAUCGCCCUUGAAAAAAGCACGCUGCGAAAAUGGUAUACGAUUAAUUCGUCCUGCGAGUAGUUUGUCCGACUUCUUGCUCCCAUGAAACAGUAUUUUAAGAAAAAAUUUGAAAGCGCGAUACAAGCUAGACCGGCAUCAAGAGUGAAAAGUCGACUGAAAUUUGAGCCCUGGAACUAGGAGCCAAGAGUCGAUUUUUGUCUCUCCUGGCCCGUGUUGGUGUCUUUUGUCUUUCGACUAGGGAAAUAGAGGCAGCUUUUUAAAUAUUGUCUUGUAUUACAUUAAAUUUUUGUACUUGAAUUGGAAGAAAAAAAUGACCGUACAAACAGCUGCUGCAUAUUUUGGUGUAAAGCUUUUGUACAAAUGUAAGUACGGUAUUCGGAGAGCACGGGUCUCCGGGCGUUCCGUGCAUGUGCUUCCCGCGAAUUCUACGUUCCUGACGCUUCUUUACAAGCGGCAACUCGAGUUUUAGAGGACAAAAGUGACUGUUUUUCAGUCCAUAUAAAAAUGACAUUUGUAAUUUUAUUCAAUUCAGAGGGUUGUUUUCUUUCUUUUUCACAGGCUUCCUUCUUUUGGCAGAGUUUGGAAUCAAGGUCCUCGCUGGCAGUCAAGGUACAUAUCAUUCAGUUCAGCUCAUUCAGUAACCUACUGCGCAGCGUCCUGAGCAGCUGCUCGGGCCGUAGUCACGCAGUGCUCCCAGCUUCGAUCGCGUGAUCUUGGCCCGAGUAGCUGUAACGAAGACUAGCACAUUCACAGCAAAUUCUUUACCAAGUGCUUUUGUUACGUUUCCUUGAACGCUAGAGGUCCAGAAAACAAGAUUGACGCCUAACCAUGAACUUUUGUUUUCCUCCUUUAGACACGAUUACAGACGCGAGAACAAAGUGAAGAAAUCAAAGAAGUGA